GUCGCUGCAAUCACUUUCUUACACGUUCUGGAAGUGCCUGAUCCCAUCAAUUCGGAAAAAAUCAGUCGAGAGUCUCAAAAAAAAUUUCCAAAAACCGUGAAAAUCUCUCGUAAAAAAACCCAAAGAAAUCAUCGACCGCGCGUUUAGCGUCAUUAAAAAUAGUACAAACGUGUAUUAAUGGCGCGAAGUGUCGGCCAUUUUACAAUCUCUCUCUACCUCCGUAAAUCUCGAGGCACUUGUACCCAAGUAAUUACGCAUCCACGUUCUAUAAUCAUCGGUAAAAGGGCUCGAGCACCGAUCAAUUGAUCAAUCACAACGAAUGAUGUUGUUGACAUUUUUUUCCAGGUGGAAUUGAAAUAUCUCAGCGAAAAUGCAAGCGGAGAUUCUCGGUUCUAAUGAUAUCGAGGGAUUGACUGCGGAAAAUCUCAUUCCUGUGGAAUUCCUAUUUCGUGAUGAUUCACAACGAUCGCGUUCACAGGAUGCCCUGUCGAUUGUUGAACUAGGAAAACAAUUAUUGCUGAGCGCUAAAAAUGGAGAGACUGAGACUGUCAGGGAUCUCAUGUGUCGCGGUGCCCCAUUCACAUCUGAUUGGUUGGGAACGAGUGCUCUGCACCUCGCAGCUCAGAGCAAUCACGUGGACACAGCUGAGGUACUCCUUCGCGCUGGCAUCUCCAGGGAUGCUAGAACGAAGGUGGACAGAACACCUCUGCACAUGGCAGCCUACGAGGGCCACCACGAAAUGGCUGUUCUCUUGCUGAAUUAUGGGGCCGACGUCGACAGCAGAGACAUGUUAAGAAUGACUCCUCUCCACUGGGCAGUGGAGCGAGAGCACGAGGAGGUAAUGCACGUCCUCCUAGAACACGGGGCAGACGCUAAUUCCAUAAGUAAAUUCGAUAAAACCCCGAUAAGUCUGGCCCUGGAGCACGACAGACUGGAUCUAGUGGAUAUUUUACAACAGGAGCGAGAAAUUCUUACAUUGAGAGAGGAAAAACAGAGACAGGCAAAUACAGCUGAAAUUGAAGAAGCUACUCACAGUUUGAUGCAGAUGCAGGAGGCUGAGAGGAAGGAGCAGCAGCAGUUCGAGAUGCAGCAGCAACUGCAACAGAAGAGAAAAAUUCAGCAAGCACAACCAAUGAAAAAGCAGAAAGUCAUUUUUCAACCGAUUCAUGUGGCUCCGUCGAGUGACGAUGAGCAAGAGAAAGAGGCGGAAUUGGCGGAUAGGAUAAGUAGCAUUGAAAAUAGUACAUUUAAGAAGCGAAAAGAGAUGGGAGGACUGAGUGGACUUGAACAGCCCCUUCGGCUACUCGAGGCACAUGGAAUAACAAUGAUACCAGUGGACAAUGAUGCUAGUAUCGUUGAGAAUGCCAUGGAAAGUGGGAGGACUGUUGUAUUGACAGAAGCUGGAAAAUUAGCUUUAAAUCUGACGAGAAAUCCAUCAGUGGGAGGAAAGAAACUCCAGGACUUGCAGAUCGGUAAUACAACGUACAAAGCCAGGAGGAAAGUCAUUGCCAUAAGGGCUGAUCAGAUUCUCAACAAGAGUCAGCCUGCCCUUACCCCGAAAGGACCAAACAUUCUCAAGAGAAAUACAACUGAUAGUAAAUCAGGAAAAUUUUUUUUAAGUUCAAUACCCAAUAAUUCAUCCAACUUCACGAAUGCAAAAACGAUUACACCUAAAAUUCAGAGGAAAGCCCCUGAAUCCCCUCCGAGACAGAAAAAUCCAAUUCUCUUGAAACUGGACGACGAGAUUGAGGAAGUCGAGGAAGAUUCAUCAACCGGAGAGACUACUGAAGAUCAAGUAAUGGAUAUUGCUCUAUUGAAUAAACAAUUGAUAGAGGCACGGAGAUUAGCAGCCGAGUAUCGGAAACAAUUGCAGAAAAAGGAGGAGGAGGCGGAGAUUUAUAAACAGCAGUUGAAGAAUAUCACAGCACAAACAACAACAAAAUGACUUUCUCCAUGAAUUAUUUUAUAAAUCAUUUUUACUGACAUCACUCACUCUUUGGGAAUUUUCUCCUCGAUUUUUCUCACGUUUUUCGUGUAUAUAGGAGUCUUUUUCUGUAUAAAUCGUGUACAAAGUGCCAAUGCCAUAAGUCAAUGGUGAAAAGACGUUUUUGAUACUAAAUGAAUUCCAAGUAAUUCAUUGAUCAUUAUUUUUUUUUUAUUUGAGGAGUUGAUUUGAGUUUUUCGUGAUACUUCAGGAUUUUUAGAUCAUUAAUUUUUGAGUUGUUUUGUGUAUGACUUGAGGAUUUUUUUAAGGAAGGGAUGAUUUUUUUGUAAUCUGCGAUUACAAUUGUAAUAUUGUAAUAUUGUGUUGUCGAUGCUGGGGAAUUAUUUUUAUACGAAAAUUGUAAAUUUGAGUGACGAAAAUAUCCAGAUGUGAGGCUUUUCGGAAGAAUUUGUGAAAGUA
This is a messenger RNA of Fopius arisanus, 2404 nucleotides long. RefSeq names its product Ada2a-containing complex component 3 (gene Atac3). Bases 371 to 1945 code for a protein of 524 amino acids. The record is from RefSeq and is a predicted model, not a curated record. Gene Ontology annotation, biological process: positive regulation of transcription by RNA polymerase II. NCBI's taxonomy places the organism in Eukaryota, Metazoa, Arthropoda, Insecta, Hymenoptera, Braconidae. Gene Ontology annotation, molecular function: protein binding; transcription cis-regulatory region binding. Gene Ontology annotation, cellular component: nucleus. The transcript is spliced from 7 exons.